ACAGGGCAGCAGAGCCCUGCAGAGACGCUAAACCUGCAGCCGGAACCGCGCAGGACCCAUUUUCAUCGCUUUGUGCUUCAUCUAACCGCCUUUUAGGCUAAAAAAUAUUUCUUUCCAACUUCAGCUACAGUGAUAGCUAAGUUUGGAGGGGAGAAUAGGGAUAAACCGUGCCUGUUGCCGAUAUAUACAUGCACAAUUAGCUCGCUGGCUUUGCACAAGGGGAAUAAAAUAUAUAGAUUGACCUGAUUUUUUUUUUUGGACGGCUUUACAAUGGAUAACGCUGGACCUAAGAAAACAUGCUGCGAAUCUGUCCGCGACUUCUUCACAUCAGCAAGAUUCCUGAUUUACAUGGGACACGCUCUGUCAACAUGGGGUGACCGAAUGUGGAACUUUGCCGUAGCUGUUUUCCUUGUGGAGCUGUAUGGAAACAGCCUGCUGCUCACUGCUGUGUAUGGCCUGGUGGUUGCCGGCUCUGUGCUGCUGCUUGGGGCCAUCAUUGGGGACUGGGUGGACAGAAACCCUAGACUCAAAGUGGCCCAGACUUCACUGGUUGUCCAGAACUGUUGCGUCAUCCUGUGUGGGAUCCUCCUGAUGGUUGUUUUCCAGUUCAAAGAACAGCUCACAGAGCUUUACAAUGGAUGGAUUCUGACGACCUGCUACAUCCUGGUGAUCACCGUUGCCAACAUCGCCAACUUGGCCAGCACAGCUACAUCCAUCACCAUCCAGCGGGACUGGGUGGUGGUUGUUGCUGGACAGGACAGCAGCAAGUUAGCAGAUAUGAAUGCCACAGUCAGGAUCAUAGACCAGCUAACCAACAUCCUGGCUCCCAUGUUGGUUGGCCAGAUCAUGGCUUUUGGCUCCCACUUCAUCGGCUGUGGCUUCAUCUCCGGCUGGAACCUGUGCUCCAUGUGUCUGGAGUAUGCCCUGCUGUGGAAGGUCUACCAGAAAACCCCGGCGUUGGCCAUUAAAGCUGGACAGAAGGAGCAGGACCAGGAGCUCAAACAGCUCAGCACCCAGAGAGAGUUGGAGAACGGCCAGAGUCCUGAGGAGUCGUCUCAGCCACUGAUGAAUGAAACCUCGGUGGUGGCCAAGCCUGACUCUCCCCAGCAGAGUGGCUGUUGCUAUCAGGUGACUGAGCCCCUGCGUACCUUCAAAGCCGGGUGGGUGGCCUAUUACAACCAGUCCAUUUUCUUCGCUGGCAUGUCCCUGGCCUUCCUCUACAUGACGGUGCUGGGCUUCGACUGCAUCACCACAGGCUACGCCUACACGCAGGGCCUCAACGGCUCGGUGCUCAGCCUGCUCAUGGGCGCCUCAGCGGUCUCUGGCAUCUGCGGCACCGUUGUCUUCACCUGGGUUCGCAAGAAGUGCGGCCUCAUUCGCACGGGCUUCAUCUCGGGCGUGGCCCAGCUCUCCUGCCUCAUGCUGUGUGUGGUGUCGGUCUUUGUUCCCGGAAGCCCCUUCGACCUCAGUGUCUCACCCUUCCAAGACAUCUAUACCCACCUGAUCGGAGACAAGAGCCCGCUGCCCGAGGCUGACCACAGUCUGACCAGUGUGCUGACGAGCGACAGUCUGUCUGUAAACUUCACCACCACCGCACCAGCCGAAGAGGUGCCGCCUCUGCAGUCCUACAUGUCUGUCAGUCUGCUGUUCGCUGGGGUCAUUGCUGCUAGAGUUGGCCUGUGGUCUUUUGACUUGACAGUGACCCAGCUCAUCCAAGAGAAUGUGAUCGAGUCAGAGCGGGGGGUGAUCAACGGCGUCCAGAACUCCAUGAACUACCUCUUAGACCUGCUGCACUUCAUCAUGGUGAUUCUGGCCCCCAACCCGGAGGCCUUUGGCCUGCUGGUCAUCAUCUCCGUCUCCUUUGUGGCCAUGGGUCACAUCAUGUACUUUAGAUUUGCUUUCAAGAGCCUGGGCAGCCGCCUGUUCCUCUGCUGUUCGCCGGAGCAGAAGACUGAGACGGUAGACAGCCCCUCACUUCCUACCACUGUCUAACCACAUUAAAGAGACUGUGUCCCUGGGCACCUGCUGUAUUCCUACAGCCUUUUCUCACCCCUGCUCUACUUAUCCAACUAACAUGCUCGCUUGUAGCCGCCAUGAUGCUGAUGCUAACAUAAGCCAGUUCUGACAACGGAAGCCUAGUGUGUGCCAUGCGUAGCCAUUGAUAUAGCAUUAACCAUUAGCAGAGGGAGGUGAGUAGUACGCCUGCAGUCACAGAAAACUAACUGCUUGUAAAAGGUAAACCAGUUGGGAUAAGACAGGGUUUCUUGGACUUGUUCAGCUUAGGAGCCAGAUAGUUAGCCUCUCUCCCUUGGGUCCGGGCUCAUCAGAACAUCUAAGUACUGUCAUAUAAGGAACCAUCAGGUAUCAGCCUGUGACCCUAUUCUGGGUUCUGACCCAUACUUAAAAAAAAAAAAACAGGGAUAAGGCACUGUAAAAUACACAUUCAUCUGUGUCUAUGUCUUCUCCUAACAGCCUUGAUCUAGCUGUAAAUUUUGCAAGGUGCUUCAGCUACCAAAAGGGCAAAAUGAGAGAGAACUCCUGCAGGGACUCUGCUGUAGGCUGCCACCUUUAACGCUCUGUGGCUCCAGUAAAGGUGGGCAACUAUCCCACAUCCCGUCAGGCAUAACAUUCCUCAUUACUUGUUUGUUUCUCAGUGACUUCAUUGGUGCUGUAGCUAUUUUUUUUGCUAGCGAUUACUUUUGCAGCCUUUUCUUGGUUUUGCCAGCUUAUGCAAAUGAGCACGUUGUAGGCGACCCCUGUCGGGGGGGAAGACACUCUUGCUUAUUUAGCCAAACAAAAGUGGGAUAAAGUCUCUUUAAUCCAUGGUUAUAAGGGUUAUGCAAAUUAUUUAUUCAGGAAAUGGUGGUUUUUAUGAUAAAUGUAUCAGCAGUAUUGUCUUUCGCGUUAGCGGUUGUGCCAUAACAAAACAAAUGAGAAGUCCUAUGCACCCUCGUCAAUAGCUCUCAGUUACCAAAGUCCGUGUAUGGCAUAAAAGGAAGUGAGGGAAACUCAGUUAUCUGUCUAAAGCAUUCCAAAUAUAUAUUUUUUAUGUCAGGUGACAGUAGUUGUGUAGGUUCACUAAUCCUUCUUACACCCCUAUCACACCUAAACAUUAAUAACCCACUUUGACAUUGUACUUAAAUUUAGUUCUACUGGUAGUUUACAUUGUGUCAUUUUGACGCCAUUUGAUUUUUAUGUUCAAGUUCUCUAAGGUGAUUUUCAAUCAUGAUUGUUGUUACACAGGCACUUUAAGUGAUUGACAUCUGUCAUUAAACCUAACAGAUGAUCAGGAAUUUCAUCAAUAUUUUUGCACAAGGCUGAAAUCCUGACCUGCCGCGGCACAGUCUUACUUCCCAUGUUUUAGGCUGUCCAGUCUAUCCAGUUGCUGUGGGGAUUGUGGCUCUGACAGGCACAUAAUCACAAGGCUCAGCACCAUCUGUUCACUUGGAAAAUCUAGCCCUUUCCCUAUGAAUAACUUUGAACACACCCCAGGUUUACCUCAGACACCCCGUUUUCCUCAUGCACAGCCAGCCGAGGAGCCUAGUCAGCAGGUCUGGUCUCAUAUCAGCUUACUGCGUCUGACUGCCAACCAACCCUGAACACACCUGUGCCAAGAACCAGGGUUAUUGCUCUUAAUUCUGUUAAAUCACAGGUGGAAAGUACUCAAACAUUUUUACACAAGUAGAAAAGAUGCCACUUCACUUAAAUUGUAAGUGUAAGAGAAUUUACCUGAAAAAAUAACCACUCAAACUGUUUUGAGCAAAAAAUAAGACCAUUUUUGAGUGAUGUUUACAUGUCAAGAAGUGAAACCAUGUCAAUAUCCAAUUAGAACAAAGCACAAAUAAUGAGACCUAAACGCUUUGAAAAGCAGCAUUGCUUCAAAGAUCCACUCGAACACAGAAACUGUUGCAUUUCUACUCGGUUUCUUUCCACCUGACCUUAAAAUACCACUUCAGUGGUUUCUGAUGCCUUAUUGUAAACUGGCCUUGACAGCUGUUACACGCACACAUGUACAGGAUAGGCUACAACAGAACAGUUAUUAUUCACACCCUGACCAUGAAAAAAAAUAUUAGCCAGUCUAAGGCAAAGUUUUGGUGUCUGGGAGCAACAAUAUUUGUGUUGGAAACAGCAGUAGCCACACCAGAUGUAGAGAACAAAAGGCCAUUUUUCAGCUGAGGGUUAAACUUAAAUCUGUUGGAGGAGCGUGUCGAGGCGGAAAGGUCUGCAGGUGUGUUGCACUCACAUUAUUUCUCAGCUCAAGUUUCAUGUUCAGCCUGAGUUUAAUGGGCCCUUGAACGCGAACAAAACCACAGAUAUCCGUGCUUGGAUUGCUGAUUCAGGAAUAUUACACAUGGCCAUGUAUAUAUAUAUAUAUAUAUAUAUAUAUAUAUAUAUAUUAGUGUAAAUAACAUAAUCGUCAAUCAGUAUAAACAACUAAAUAUGCUACUGGAAAAUGUUAAAAAAAAAAAUGUGUAUACUGUUGUCACAUUAUGCUGUUGUUGUCUGGAAAUGUUGACUUUUUUUUUUUACAUCUGUUUUUAUAUACCUAGUGUUAACAUUUUGUGUCCAGUUGAGGUUUUCUGAAAGAUUUUUAUGGAAUUGUUUUUCUCUGCCUCCUGUGUAAAAAGCAAUCCUCUUUCAGAGGGCUUUUUCGAUUGAUUACAGAACACCUAAAUAUCAUACCGCUUAAAUUUUAGGAAUACUGUAUAUUGCCAGUGUUAUUGUAUAAUUUACUAGUCCAGUAGGCAAAAGCAUUAAAUCACCGAGGAAUCAAGGCUUGUAGCACUGAAAGAGUAAAAUUGUCUGUAACAAUCGCACUCCAUUCAAUAUGAGGACAUUGAUAAAGCUUGUGUUGCAUGAGGUCUCUUAAAUAAAGACAACUUUAUCA
Myripristis murdjan (pinecone soldierfish) is the source of this 4888-nucleotide messenger RNA. It is a transcript of the gene slc40a1, whose product is annotated as solute carrier family 40 member 1. The record is from RefSeq and is a predicted model, not a curated record. Gene Ontology annotation, molecular function: iron ion transmembrane transporter activity; peptide hormone binding. Gene Ontology annotation, biological process: iron ion transmembrane transport. Lineage: Eukaryota; Metazoa; Chordata; Actinopteri; Holocentriformes; Holocentridae. Gene Ontology annotation, cellular component: basolateral plasma membrane. The coding region runs from base 271 to 1992 and encodes 573 amino acids. The transcript is spliced from 8 exons.